AUGUAGAUAGAUUUAGAAUAGGAAUCUCAGUCUUUAUAGGCUGAUAAUAUAAUUCUUCCUUUAGAAUAUACAAAAUUAAUUAUAGAUGAUUACGAGACCUAAGAACUUAUUAUCUAAGAUAAGAAAAGCUAAAUUUAUGCUAAAUCAAUUAAUGGGUAAUCUGUGUUAUAUUUCAAAAACGGAGAUACUUACUAGGGCGAUAUUUUUAAAGGAAUCAUGCAUGGUAAAGGUGUUUUUAAGUGGGAAAACGGAGCAAAAUAUGUCGGAACAUUUGUUUAUAAUGAGAUUUAAGGCGAAGGAGAGUAUUUUUGGCCUGAUGGAAGCUAUUAUAAAGGCUAAGUUAUGCAUGGUAAAAGGCAUGGCCAUGGAUAUUAUGAAACAGAGAAUAAAAAAACUAUUUAUGAGGGAGAGUGGUUCGCUGGAAAGCGUCAAGGAAAAGGAAAAAUAGUUUUCUCAUCAGGAGCAAGUUAUGAAGGAGAAUUUUUUAAUGGUAUAAAGCAUGGAAAAGGAAUAUUUAAAUAUGCAUCAGGAAAUUAUUAUGAAGGCGAAUAUGUAAAUGAUAAAAAGGAAGGAUAUGGAGUCAUGUAUUGGCUUGAUACAUCAGAGAAGUACUUUGGAAACUGGUCAAAUAAUCUUUAAAAUGGCUUUGGAGUUCAUAUUUGGUUAGAAAAUAAGGGUGAAAAAAAGAUGUUCAGAAACAGGUAUGAAGGCUAAUGGUUAGAUGGUGAAAGACAUGGGUAUGGUGUAUUUUAUUAUGCUAAUGGGAGUAAAUAUGAAGGAUAAUGGGUUAAAAACUUGAAAGAAGGAUUUGCAGUAUUCACUGAAGAUAACGGCAACAUCAUUUAAGGAACAUUCAAAGGAGAUAAAUUAAUUCAAAAUAUUUUAGAUAAACCUCUACUCAGUUUGAAUUUUGAUGAGUUGGAUAAAACAGAUUUAAACAACUCCAAUUCCUAGACUUUCUCUCCUCAAACAAGAACUAAUAGCAAGAAAAACACAAGCAUUAAGAAGGAGAGUUCACCUCUUCCUAAAAAAUCUAUACUAGGUACUUCUAUGAGUAAGCCAUUAAUUUAAAUUUAAUAGAAAUCUUAAAGCGUUUUGUAGACAUCUUCAGCAUCUAUUAAUAAUAUAUUGUAAGAUAAUCAAAAACAAUCGUCAUCUUUCAAACCUGCUAAUUAAACAACAAAUGAAACAAACAAAGAUGAAAAAUAAAACUAAAUUAAUAAGUCGAUUUUAGGAUCUGAGGGUGCAAGUAAUCUCCCAACAAAAAGGUCUAAUGAAAAUAACAAGGAUUAAGUAAAGGAUUCACAAUAAGAUACUAAAAAGUAAACAAAAAAAGAUUAGAAAAAAGAUUAAUAAAAAGAGGAUGAAUAAAAGCAGCUUUAAGAAAAUCCUUACAAUACCCUGCUUGAUUACAGUGACUUAGACAUAAACUUUCAAGAUGCCUAAGCAGUUCAUAAAAAUGUCAACACAGUUUUACUACGACACAAUUCUAACUUGAUAUAGUGGUAUAAAGAUUGCUCUUAGAGAUAUGAGAGCACGUUAGGAGAAAAAUCUUUCACUAUGGAUAUGCAAUAAAUUUGGAAGUUUUUAAAAGAAAUUAAAAUAUUUGGUGGUAGUGUUACAUAAUCUACAAUUAAUAGAUUGUUUCAUAGAGGUAGAAAGAAUUAUUACUCAAUACAGGCUAGUGAAAAAGAAUUAUUAACUGAGUUAGAGGCUAUUAAAUCUUUAGGCAGAUUUAUAACAGAAGAAGAAAGAAAAGAUUUAAAAUUGGUAGAAUUCCUCUAAGCCUAUAAAAAAAAGAUUAAAUAUGAAAAAAUAUUGACACCAAAUAUUUUUGAAUAAGACCCUAACCAAGAAACAGAAGAAAUAUACUAUACUAAAGUUAUCAACAUUCACGAUAUGUCAUAGCCUAUUUUGUAUCGCCAUUUUGUUGAUGUUCUCGUCAGAGUAGCUUAUUUAAGGUCGAAAAUACCAGAUCAAUUACAUCUUGAGUUAGAAAAAAUUAUUGAAUAGCACAUAAAACCAUUUUUCGAAAAUAAAAAGAAAAGCAUGAAAACUUCCUCUAAAUUAAACGAAGAUGAACUUCAAAGCUACUUCAACAAGGCUACUUUUAUUAAACACAGUUGUAUGGAUAACUUACAUAAAAUUUUUGAUAAAAUAAAAACUGUAAAUAGAUCUUCUAAGUUUGGUUAUUCUGACGAAACUUGCCUUCUUUAAGGACUAAUAAAAGUUUUAAAAUCUAGUGAGAUUAUUAAAAACGAUGCUGACUAAAACUUUCUUUAUUUCAUUCUUGAGCAAGGAUUCGAUCCUAAUCUAACCCUAGGCCAGAUAGAUUAGAUGAUUAAAGAAAGAGAAAAAGAGAGAGAGAAAGAACAAUAAAAGGUAAAUAAUAAACGUGCCUAAGUUAAAGCAAGCAAUUAAAGAAAAAAAACUCCAGAUUUUAAAAAGAUGAAAGAGGAAAAAAUAAAUAUCUUAAUCAACACAGAAUUAAUUUUUAGUGAGUUCAUAAAGUUAAUUCUAGUUUACACCAUUAAGCAUAUUAAAGAUCUCCAUACUAAAAUAGAUGAUGAUAUCUUAGAAAAGAAAGUCUCCUAAAUGAUCGAAAAAAUAAAUAAAAAAACAAUAAAUUAUAAUGAUCCGAGAUUAAGCUAAACUACAACAAAGAAAAUUUGGCCUACAAGUAUUAAAGAUUAAUUAAAAGUUGAACUUGCAAAGAAUAGACUCAAAAAGGAAGAGUUAGAAAAAGAAAAAAAGAGGAAGGAAGAAGAAAGAAAGAGAGAAUAAAGAGAAAAAGCUUAAAUGGAACUAAACGAUUUUAAUGCCCCUUCAGAUAUAGAAAUUGAUAGUGAAGAUGACUAUUGA
This is a messenger RNA of Tetrahymena thermophila SB210, 2862 nucleotides long. Its product is annotated as radial spoke head-like protein. NCBI's taxonomy places the organism in Eukaryota, Ciliophora, Oligohymenophorea, Hymenostomatida, Tetrahymenidae. The transcript is spliced from 13 exons. The record is from RefSeq and is a predicted model, not a curated record.